Molecule: messenger RNA, 1080 nt
Organism: Suillus subaureus
Lineage: Eukaryota; Fungi; Basidiomycota; Agaricomycetes; Boletales; Suillaceae
Product: phosphoenolpyruvate pyruvate domain-containing protein
Exons: 5
Coding region: 1-1080 (359 amino acids)
Molecular function (GO): catalytic activity
Source: RefSeq, a predicted model, not a curated record
AUGGCACCUGGACUUGAUUUCUUCAAGAGCUCUGAGUCUAGCCAAGCGCCAGUCGUCCAAAUCUGCCCCGAUGCAGAACCUGAAGAAAAUGGUACCUCCAUGGUGCCUCAGGUGACACCUAGACCUAGUGUUUACUAUAACUCCCGCCUCGACCCGAAGAACUUCCUUCAUGGAGAACUCUCUUUCGAUGCUGCCACUCGUCUUCGUCAAAUGCUUGCCAGGCCAGGUAUAGUUAUUGCCCCUGGUAUUUGUGAUGGUAUUAGUGCUCGUUGCGCACUUGAAGCUGGUUUCGAUUGUAUGUACCAAAGUGGUGCAGCAACCACCGCUUCACGUCUUGGCAUGCCCGACCUUGCCAUUGCUACACUGAAUGACUUCGUCCAAAGUGCACAGAUGGUGUGCAGCUUAAGCCCAAGCACUCCUGUUAUUGCUGAUGCUGAUACUGGCUUCGGUGGUACUGCCAUGGUUGCUCGCACAGUCUAUCAAUACAUCCGCGCUGGUGUUGCUGCCAUGCACAUCGAGGACCAAGUGCAAACCAAACGUUGCGGUCACUUGAUGGGCAAGCAGGUUGUCUCCCGAGAGGAAUUCGUUACCCGUAUCCGAGCGGCCGUCAUUGCUCGUGACUCUUUCCCUGGUGGCUCGAACUUCGUCAUUAUUGGACGUACUGAUUCCGCUCAAGUCCUUGGCAUGGAAGAAGCCGUCAUUCGGUUGAAAUUGGCAGCUGAUGCCGGUGCCGAUGUCUGCUUCAUUGAGGGCGUUAAAACCGCCGAGCUUUUGACCUCCACGGUCGAAGCCUUGAAGCCCAAACCCGUCCUCGUUAAUGUUAUUUCUGGUGGACUAACACCCUCCUUCACUACCAACGAAGCCGAGGCUCUCGGCGCUAAGAUCAUCAUUUUCUCACUCGUGUCCUGCGUCGCUGCCGUGCAUGGCAUUCGUGCUGCUAUGCAAUCCUUGAAGAAGACCGGCACUGACUUCUCAUCGGCCAAGGGCAUGGAUCCCAAGGCCUUCUUUGAGGUCAUGGGUCUCCGAGAUGUUAUCGACUUAGACACAAAGGCGGGAGGUAGUUCAUUCGAUGUCGUUUAG